AUGGAGCGUACACCUGGUUCUUUUGUGGAGGAGACAGUGGGGACCCUCAACUGGCACUGGGACGAGACACAGCAGGCGUUCGGGAGACAGCAAGCAACAGACUUAAUAGCCUACUUACGCGCUUCUCUGCUGCGGCAGCAGGAAGAGCAGCAGCAGCAGCAGCAGCAGCAGCAGCAGCAGCAGCAGCAGCAGCAGGAAGAGGAAGAGGAGGAGUUGCUGCAGCAGAAAGAAAAUAAAAACAAAACAGAACAACAAAACCACACAAUCGGAGAACGUUCGGCGGCUGCGGUUUAUGUCUGCGCAGCAGACGAGCCGUCCAGCAGCAGCAGCAGCAGCAGCAGCAGCAGCAGCAGCAGCAGCAGCAGCAAAGAGACAGGGCUGGCAUGCUCCUGGCUGGGAGCAGGCAGAGAGAAUAUACGAGCAGCAGCAGCAGCAGCAGCAGCAGCAGCAGCAACAAACAGCAGAAACACCACCUCUAUAUGA
Molecule: messenger RNA, 483 nt
Organism: Eimeria mitis
Lineage: Eukaryota; Apicomplexa; Conoidasida; Eucoccidiorida; Eimeriidae
Exons: 3
Coding region: 1-483 (160 amino acids)
Source: RefSeq, a predicted model, not a curated record